UAUAAAAACAAAGAAAAAUAAAAUAAUAAAAUAAUAAAAUAAAAAUAAGUCUGAGAGAGAGAAAAGUGAGGGAGAGUAAAUGCAGUUUGUUUGAUACCAUUGAAUGGUAGAAUGGUUUGGUCUGAUAUCAAUUAAUGGCGCCCACCGGAAACCCUGGUUUUCUUGUUCUUUUCUCACCCUAAAACCUUUCAGUUUCUGAACAAAAACGAUUUUUUCUUCUUCUGGAAAUCUACCCAGAAGAGAGAAAGGAGAGAGGAGGAGAGGAAAGAAGAAGAAAAAAAAAGGGUGUUUUUAUGCUGAGGAGGAAAAGCCAUGAGCUGGCGAAGAGUGGCGAAGUCCCUGCAGGCUCUCACAGCCCAUUCCUUGCUUCUCUCCUUCACCCUUCUUCUCGUCCUCAAGCUCCAUCACACCAUAUCCUACUCUUGGUGGAUUAUCUUUUUCCCACUUUGGCUAUUUCAUGCAGUUGUUGCUCGAGGAAGAUUCUCUUUGCCUGCCCCACUAGUUCCACAUAAUCGUCAUUGGGCACCAUGUCAUGCUGUUGUUGCAACACCGCUGCUUAUUGCAUUUGAACUUCUCCUUUGUAUAUAUCUCGAAAGCAUUUAUGCUUAUGGUCAUGCAGCUGUGAACUUGAAGAUCAUCUUUCUUCCCUUGUUGGCCUUUGAAAUAACAAUACUAGUUGACAAUUUCAGAAUGUGUAAGGCGCUAAUGCCAGGAGAUGAAGAAAGCAUGAGUGAUGAAGCAAUAUGGGAGACACUUCCUCACUUUUGGGUUGCAAUCUCCAUGGUCUUCUUUGUUGCUGCUACAUUGUUCACCCUUCUAAAGCUAUGUGGUGAUAUAGGUGCUCUAGGCUGGUGGGACUUGUUCAUAAAUUUUGGCAUUGCAGAGUCCUUUGCCUUCCUUGUUUGUACAAAGUGGUCUAAUCCAGUGAUCCAUAGAAAUUCUCACACAACAGAAGCUGGUUCAUCUUCUACAACUAUUAGAUAUCUUGACUGGAACAGUGGUUUAGUAGUUUCUACAGAUGAGGAUCAGCACCAGGAUAGAAUGUGUGGGCUGCAAGACAUUGGUGGUCAUAUCAUGAAAGUUCCAUUAAUUGGAUUCCAAGUCCUUCUUUGUAUGCGCUUAGAGGGAACACCUGCUGCUGCUAGAGAUAUCCCAAUUCCAGUUCUUUUUUCACCUAUUUUCUUACUUCAAGGCGCUGGGGUUCUGUUUUCUGCAUCAAGGUUGGUUGAGAAAAUUGUUCUUUUACUACAUAAUGGAGCUGGGACAGGAAGAUAUUUUACAUAUUCUUCUAGAGCUCAUGAUUGCUUUGGGUUCCUGCACCAUGGUUCCAGGCUCCUGGGUUGGUGGUCCAUUGAUGAAGGAAGUCGUGAAGAACAGGCACGACUUGUCCAUGAUGGGGCAGGAUAUAACACUUUCUGUGGUUAUCCUCCUGAGAUAGUGAAGAAAAUGCCUAAGAAGGAUCUUGCUGAGGAGGUGUGGAGACUUCAAGCUGCACUUGGUGAGCAAUCAGAAAUCACAAAGUACAGUAAGCAGGAGUAUGAAAGACUUCAAAAUGAAAAAAUUUUAUGUAGAAUUUGCUUUGAAGGAGAGAUCAGCGUGGUUCUUCUUCCAUGCAGGCAUCGUAUCCUUUGCAGUACCUGCUGCGAGAAGUGUAAAAAAUGCCCAAUUUGCCGUGUCCCAAUCGAGGAACGCUUACCUGUGUAUGAUGUAUAGGCUUUUUAACUUUUUAACUUACACAGUUUUCGUUUUGUAAGCCCCCAUGAAUUGGAGUUCACAUAGAAGGAGAGGUUUAAAAGGCUUUACAGGAAAAUGCUACACGUUUCUUUUUUUCUUGUAUUUUUCCUCUCUUGUUUUCCAGAAGCAUUUUGAAAUAGUGAGUGGUGUUUGCUCCAUUUAAUGGAAAGCAAGCAGUAGGGGGUUAAUGAGUAUAUCAAGAUUGGCUUGUUGCUUUCCUAUUUGUAAAUAUGCUAACUCUUAUUCAAGAAAAAAUGUAACUUUGAGCAGGGUGCAAUAUGCCCAAAAAAAGCCACUGUCAUUUUCAUUUCUUCCCUCGGAAGAACAGAGAAAGUUAGAGUUGUGGUGGAGGUUUCCUUGUUUGAGUUGUAAAAGAAAAGACACAGUUUGGUGGAUUCAGUUAAGAGAAAAAUGGGUAUGCCUUGUGUUUCAGUUUGGCUGGUUAACAACCAGAGAAAAAACGAAGAAAAAAACAUAAAGGAGCUUCUGUACUCGCUCUUUUGAAUUUCCAGAAUUUCUGCAGUUUCUUUGAUUGAGUUCAAAUUUAAUUUAAGAGAAACCCAUGAUUGUUUUCUUAAAUAAAAAUGAGAUAAGGCUUAAAAACAAAUCAAUGAUACACAAGCACCAAUAUUACUAGAUUCCAAUAAGAUUGGGGAGCUGGCCACAUCAUCAUUUAUGUCGAGAGAAGUGGCGGUGAUCAGGCGCAGGUAGCAGUGAUGACCAAAGCAUCCGGGGCAGAAGCGGGCACCACAAUGCCCUCCUUCUCGGCUGCUGCUUGACCUCCCAUUAUCUUCUCCACGAACUCAUCGAAGCACUCAUCUAUGGUCCUGAACUGCAUCUCCGGAUAAAGAGACGUGGCUUCUAGGUCUGUAGGUUUAUCCAAGCUGAAAUUUACUUGGCAUCCCUUUAUGAAGAUGUCGUGAGUGAAGGACGCGACGAUGCUAUCGGGAAUGCACAUCUCUGCAACUCUCCAAACGCCAGUUCAGUUUUUCUUGCUAAGUAUCAAAUUUUGUCACUUCAACUUUUGGAAGAAGAACAAACA
Vitis vinifera (wine grape) is the source of this 2776-nucleotide messenger RNA. RefSeq lists its product as uncharacterized. The record is from RefSeq and is a predicted model, not a curated record. The transcript is spliced from 14 exons. Bases 313 to 1713 code for a protein of 466 amino acids. Lineage: Eukaryota; Viridiplantae; Streptophyta; Magnoliopsida; Vitales; Vitaceae.